AUAUAAAAUAUAGCCUACACAUAAAGCACUUGUUCAAUUCUGUGAACAAGUAUGGUCAGAGACAUAUUUUUGUAUGUUAGUCAGAAUCUUUUCUAAUAAACAAUAUGAAAAGUAACAUUAGCAGAGCCCAAAUUUUAUUGGUUAAACUCCUGCAUGUGAGACCUAGAUAACAUCCCACUUCACCAAAUACCAACAAAAAAUAUAAUUACAGAAACUUGUGCAUUACAUUAUAAAUCUUGAUAAACUGUCAGUUGAGCACCACUCACCAUUCCCAUAACCUCAAAAGAAAUUGUCAAUCUCACCUUGUCACAAAGGAGAAGUAAUGUCAAGAAGUUUUCUUGCUCUGCUGCUUUUCAUGUUUCUCACAAAAAUUUCAGUGAAUGGGCAACUAGAAGAAUGGUGCAUAGCAGAUGAACAGACACCAGAUACUGAGUUGCAAGUGGCUUUAGAUUGGGCAUGUGGGAAAGGGGGUGCAGAUUGUAGCAAGAUUCAAAAGGACCAGUCUUGUUAUUAUCCAAAUACUGUGAGAGACCAUGCUUCUUAUGCCUUUAAUAGUUACUUUCAGAAGUACAAGAAGAAAGGUGGAACCUGUUUCUUCAACAAUGCUGCAAUGGUUAUUCAAGUUGAUCCUAGUAAGUACUACCUGUUUUCUGUUUCAAUUUGCAAAUUAUAUAAUGUCUUUAACAAGAAACAGAUGACAGAUAUUAGGUUAGUAAGCUUGUGUUAUCAACCAAUAUGUGCCAAAUUACACGAUUAGAGGAAUGGCAGGAGUAUACUCCUAGAAGGGAGAUUCUCGCUCAACUAAGAAUGAUUCUCAUGUUUGGAAAAAGUUAAGUUCAGUAUCGAUAUAACAUAGAAUAGAAAUUGAAGAUCGAUACUGAACUUCUAUGUAAAGUUCAAAUCAUGGAUCCGCUUCUGUAUGACACUAUCCAAAUGCACCAAUGAUAUCUUGAAUAAAAGGGUGGGGUGGGGGUAAAAGGAAAAACUUGUCUUGUGUCCAAAGGAAUGUCUAGAUCAUGUUAUCACAUGAAACCAUGUUAAAGUACAAA
Messenger RNA from Solanum tuberosum (potato), 1049 nucleotides. Its product is annotated as glucan endo-1,3-beta-glucosidase 12. The coding region runs from base 323 to 757 and encodes 144 amino acids. The record is from RefSeq and is a predicted model, not a curated record. The transcript has 2 exons. Lineage: Eukaryota; Viridiplantae; Streptophyta; Magnoliopsida; Solanales; Solanaceae.